UCACCCUUAAAAGUGCUCUUGCUUUGUAGCAAACCUUUUUUGUUUUUCCCUCCAUGUGUGGUGUGGAAUUGUAACCAGUUGUCCGGGGCUGAGGAUUAUUAACAGAAUAACGUGCGGAUAGUAAAAAGAGAAGCAGCUGCUAGCCUGGAUUACUUAAACAUAUCUUCUGUUGACUUUUAAGUCAUGUUUUUUUGUUUCCGCCAAGAGACAAAACUGUAGUGGCUUCGUCUUGGAAUCUUCUCGACGGGCUGUUUUUAGAACCUGAGAAGCAGAUGUGAUUCUUGGGGCUUGAACUUGCACUUGGAAUUCUGUCAUUGUUUUCUUUUGGACAUUUUGAAUUCUACUGCACUAACCCUGAUGGACACUAUUGGAGUUUCUUCUGUCAUUCAUAUUGUCUGACUGUGUCUAGUGUCUAAUUUAACGCGUCAUCCUGAUGCCAUCAGAGUCAUGCCCUCUCACAGGGGCACAGCGGGCGGUGUGCAGGCUCGUGCACCGCGGACCUAGACCUCAGGCCACGCUCAAACCCUUGCACUUGGAAUUACAGGUGUUUGUGGACAAGACACUUAGCAAGCAAAAUCAUAGGAUGGAGGCCUCCUGCUUGGAGCUGGCCUUGGAAGGGGAGCGCCUGUGCAAGGCGGGAGACUUCAAAGGUGGGACGGCCUUCUUUGAGGCGGCCGUACAGGUUGGCACAGAGGACCUAAAGACCCUCAGCGCCAUCUACAGCCAGCUGGGCAACGCCUACUUCUACCUGAAGGAGUAUGGGAAAGCCCUGGAGUACCACAAGCAUGACCUCACUCUGGCCAGGACAAUUGGAGACCGAAUUGGAGAAGGAAAAGCCAGCGGUAACCUUGGCAACACGCUGAAAGUGCUGUGUCGCUUCGACGAGGCCGCUGUCUGCUGUCAGAGACAUUUGGAUAUCUCUCAAGAGCAAGGCGACAAGGUGGGUGAGGCCCGGGCGCUUUACAACAUCGGCAACGUGUUCCAUGCCAAAGGCAAGCAGAAGUUGUGGGGCUGCACCCAGGAGCCAGGAGACCUGCCCACUGAUGUCAGAGACACGCUACAACGGGCGACGAGCUUUUACGAGAUGAAUUUGUGUUUGGUCAAAGAACUGGGAGAUCGCGCUGCUCAGGGCAGAGCGUAUGGAAACCUGGGCAACACGCACUACCUUUUGGGAAACUUUGUGGAAGCCAUCAAGUUCCACAGGCAGAGAUUAUCCAUAGCCAAGGAGUUUGGUGACAAAGCGGCAGAGCGACGAGCCUACAGCAAUUUGGGGAACGCUCUGAUAUUCCUGGGCCAGUUCAACACAGCCACGGACUACUACAGGAAAACUCUGCAGCUGUCACGGCAGCUGAGGGACCAGGUGAUGGAGGCCCAGGCCUGUUACAGCCUUGGAAACACCUACACACUUUUGCAGCAGUACGACAGAGCUAUAGAGUAUCACCUUAAGCACCUGUAUAUUGCUCAGGAUCUCACAGACAGGGUUGGCGAAGGCCGAGCCUGCUGGAGUCUGGGAAACGCCUACGUGUCUUUAGCCAAUCACAAACAAGCACUCCACUACGCCCGGAAACAUCUGGAGAUCUCCAAAGAAAUUGGUGACAGGAAUGGUGAGCUGACAGCCAGGAUGAAUGUGGAGCAGCUGAUGGAGGCGAUGGGUGUCAGUGAGGGUGACCUUUCACCUUCCAGUUCAGAGUUUGAGAUGCAAGGAGCGAGGCCCAAAUUCACAAAGAGGAACAGCAUGGACAGCGUGGAGCUGUGGAAAUUGUCCUCAUAUAAGAACGGCGAGGGCCACGAGGCAGAAAGCAUACCCAGGAGGUCUAAGAGUCAUACGCUACAGACAGGAAAAAGAAAAGGCUAUCCUGACAGCCAGUCGUCUGAUGACAGACCCUGGUUGGACUCUCCUGUGGACGCUGAUGAGAUCACUCUACAAGUCCCGCCUCCGGUGCCAAAACUUGGCCGUGACCCUUCCGAUGAGGACUGCUUUUUCGACCUGCUCAGCAAGUUCCAAAGCAGCCGCAUGGAUGACCAGCGCUGUCGCCUCGAUGAACCACACAACGGUGACGGUCAAGACGGUGGAGACCUGAGUGACAUGAUUGAUGCCUCAGUGACCACCUCCCCCCAGACGGAGGAGCUGUUUGAUUUGAUCGCCAGCUCUCAGAGUCGCCGCCUGGACGACCAGCGCGUCAAUGUGGGGAACCUUCCGGGUCUCAGGAUCACCCAGAACAACCUGGGACACCUGGUGGGGGAGGGAGAGCAGGAGCCCGGCGACGACUUCUUCAACAUGCUCAUCAAAUGCCAGUCCUCUCGGAUCGACGACCAGCGGUGUUCCCCGCCCGAAGCAGGCCCCCACGCCCCCACGGUGCCUGAUGAGGACUUCUUCAGUUUAAUUCAACGGGUGCAGGCCAAGCGCAUGGACGAGCAGCGCGUCCACCUGUCCAACGAUGAACAGGAUAGCACGGGAGAGGAGUCGCCCGAUCUUGAGCCGCCCGGCGGGUUCCCCAGCUAGGGACACGGGUGAAGCAGGGUCCCCCAUCCCAUAAGACGAUAAUAAACGCGUGUCAAGGCAGGCUGCUUGCUAGCAAAAAUGUCCACGUGCAACAGGUGGUACCAUUUCACUCAUAUGUGUAAAUAUAAUGGUGAAACAUGUUGCAUUUUUGCAAUUUCUUAAUCUUAAACUGCCAUCACUCUUAAUAAUAUAACAUGAGAAGUGAUGCCUUAAUCAGCAUUUUCUUUUCCUAGACUCAAGAUUGUACUUGUAGAAGCACACCAACUCUUUACGACUCAUUUGAAUUCCAGCGCUUAAUGAUUUUGCUCUGAAAUCUAAGUGCUGAUUUUUAUGGAAAUUAGUAACACAUUUGAUCAAUUACAUUAUUAGUAUGAUUUUUUUCAGUUUUUAUAUUGUGGGCAACAUGGUGGAUGAGUGCGUCUGCCUCACAGUUACGAGGUUUGAGAUAUGAAUCUCCGCUCUGGACUUCCUGUGUGGGGUUUGCAUGUUCUGCCCAUGCAUGUGUGGGCUUCCUCCCAGAUUACAAAAAAACGUGUGCAUGUGAGGUUCAUUGAAUACUCUAAAUUGUGUGAAUGUGAGUGUGAACACUUGUCUGUAUGAGCCCUGCGAUUGCAUUUUUGUUUUGUUAAAAACAAGUAUACAUGCCAAAUCUUGUUUUGAUUAAUUUUUAAGCAAAAAAAAAAAAAAAAAAAAUGCUUGAAUGAUUGCUUCUUUAUGCAUUCAUACAAGACGUGUUACUAUGUUCACUGACGGUAUUACUGUAGUUAAUACUAUGCAGAGGUGAAAUUUUAAAGCACGUGAUGCUGAGUAUUAACAAUAUAAUGCAAACAAACAAGUGAGGUUACUGAACAAAUAGUACAGUAAGGUAUUUUGAAAGGUGUUUUCCAGGCCACAGUUGACAUGUAUGACAUACUGACCCCAUGUGGUGAAAGCACUGUACCUCUGCAAUUCCAUGUAUUGGGAGUAUUCCUUCUUUUUCUUCCCCUGUCCACAGUAAGAGUAAUACUGUAGUCAUAUUGCACUUGACCCAUGCUGAAACUCUUCAUUUUUGUGAAUUACACAAAGAAGGGCUGUGAGAAGUUUGCAGCGGAAGCGCCAUGACGUAGAGACGAGUCAGUUAAAGAUGUUUGGAAGCGCUCAGUAAUGUCAUAAAGUUUUAAUGGUACAAAAAUGGUAAUAUAAUCCAAUAUUUUCUUUUUUUUAUUAUUAUUUUUUUAAUAUAUAUAUAUAUAUAUAUAUAUAUAUAUAUAUAUACACACAUACAACGGUGGCACAUACCUCAUUUUUGUACCUCAAAAUACAACUAGAGUAAAAAUAAAGCAUUGGGAGCUGCAAUUUCUGUGAUUUAACUUAGUGGGUACGCUUCCAUUUGUCAUUGCCAUAAUUUGUGUAUAUACAGUAUAUAAAUAUAUUUUGUAUUUAUGUUCCAUUUGGGGGAUACCAAUAAGUUUGCCGCGCUUUUAAUAAAAAUGUUUCUGAGGUUUAUUGUGGAUAUGUGCCAGUAAUGCACAUAUUGGUUUUCUGCUUAACUCGACUGUUGACACAAAAUAAAAAUCAAGACAUUGCAUUUA
Molecule: messenger RNA, 4074 nt
Organism: Phyllopteryx taeniolatus (common seadragon)
Lineage: Eukaryota; Metazoa; Chordata; Actinopteri; Syngnathiformes; Syngnathidae
Gene: gpsm1b
Product: G protein signaling modulator 1b
Exons: 14
Coding region: 434-2503 (689 amino acids)
Molecular function (GO): protein binding; GTPase regulator activity
Source: RefSeq, a predicted model, not a curated record